AUCCUCGGCUCGUAUCAAUUGUGGGUGGAUAUUACCGACAAGUCCUCUUAUCAACCAUGACUCUAACAAGUUGGCACUUAAAGCUUUACCACUAAUAGUUAACUUUGAGCAUUACACGUCGUCGCUGCACCUUUUAUUAUCCUGCCAUCUCACUGAGAUCUCUAAUCUUGAAGCUCUGGUGUAUAUUUUCUCCUAUACUUGAUCCUUCGCGUUUCGGUAAGUAUGCAACGCUUCGGUGUGGUCGGCCAAUGCCGAUUCGCCGCACGUCGAUUGACGCAGCUAUGGUCUGUCACACCGACGACGGCGGCUGUCUUGAGAGCUUCAUCUAUAUCGCAAAGGCCAUUCACUACCUCUAAUGUUUAUCUAUCCAAGCCAAAGGGCUCACUAGGCGUCAACCCAAAUCAACAUGAGGAGCCCACCGACCUGGCACGAAAGCUGUUUUCCGAGUUUGCCUUUGCAUUUGAGUAAGUCGGCUUCGCACAGUGUCUUGUGUACUUCCAUUCAACUCGGGAUAUAUGUUUCGCGAACACAAAAUGCGUACCAUAACUGACGAACGACAGUAUUGACGGCGUCCUAUAUCAAGGCCGCAGCAGAGUGGAUGGAGCCGAGAAGGUCAUCAAGAUGCUCAGAAGCAAUGGCAUCCGAUAUGUCUUUUUGACAAACGGCGGUUGCGUUCCUGAAGACAAAAAAGCAGAGACUCUUCAAGAAAGACUCCAGAUCGCCAAGAACGACGAUGUGGUAAAAGGCAGGAUGAUUCUGUCCCACACACCAAUGAGUGGUUGGAGUGACGAUGUCAAGAACAAUGGCACUGUCUUAAUUACAGGCUCUCAUCCUGAAAAAGCUCGUCAAAUUGCUCUUGAGUACGGGUUCAAGCGUGUUGUCACCCCAGCGGAUAUCCUCGCUGAGUGCAAGGACGUGUUCCCCUUUGAGCAUAUUGAGGGCGAGAUCAAUGGCAAGCCGACGCCACUACCAGAUGGCAAGCGAAUUCCUUUGCUGAAGGACCCUUAUACAACUAAUGUCCCUGCGAAUGCUCUCAAAAUUGACCACAUUUUCGUCUGGAACGAUCCAAGAGACUGGUCAGUUGAUAUUCAGAUCAUCCACGACCUUUUAAUAUCUCAUCAAGGCUACAUCGGCACUGUUUCGAACCGAAAUGGCAACGAGUCUCUGCCCAACAAUGGCUGGCAGCAAGAUGGUCAACCUGGACUAUGGAUCUCCAACCUUGAUAUGCUAUGGAAAACAAACUAUCCUGUGAACCGAUUUGGCACGGGAGCAUUCAUGGAGGCACUCAAGGGAGUAUGGUCAACGACGACCAACGGAACAGAACUGCAGUUCAGCGCACUCGGCAAGCCAUCCAACCAUACGUACAAAUACGCUCAUGAUAGGCUGCUACGGUACUACCAUGAUAUGGCUUGCAAUCGCGGUCAAAGCCCUGGGCAUGAUACAUCGAAAUGCCACCCUCUUCGACGCGUUUACAUGAUUGGCGAUAACCCAGAAAGUGACAUCCGGGGUGCUAGCGAAUUUGAAGCGGAGGAUGGUACCGAGUGGGUGCCCAUUCUUGUACGAACUGGCGUCUGGCGACAGACAUCGACGGAGAAGGAGCCUCGAUACAAACCAGCCGUCAUCGUGGACGAUGUUGUAGAUGCUGUGGUUUGGGCGCUCAACAACGAAGGCAUCAAGGCUACCAGGGAGUGGGUAUUGUCUGCUCUAUCGCACACGAAGGGUUACGUUAAGCUGCCGCCGCUGGAGAUUGGAGAUCAAGCUGGCAGCCUCAAAGAUGGAGUUAAGUACCCGAGCGAGUUGGAGGCUGCUGGGGCAAGACUGUAGAAAGGGUGCAAUUUUAUAAGGAUUCUCAACACUUGACAUAGAACGCGAAGCGUUUUCAUUAGAAUUUAGGACAAUAAAUCUCCAAAUACAUCCGGUGGUUGCCUACUUCGAAAUCUCAAGGCUGACUUUUCA
Molecule: messenger RNA, 1956 nt
Organism: Fusarium odoratissimum NRRL 54006
Lineage: Eukaryota; Fungi; Ascomycota; Sordariomycetes; Hypocreales; Nectriaceae
Exons: 2
Coding region: 622-1824 (400 amino acids)
Biological process (GO): glycerophospholipid biosynthetic process
Cellular component (GO): mitochondrion
Source: RefSeq, a predicted model, not a curated record